AUGGUUCCCGGCUUUUCAUUGCUGUCAACGUCAAGCGUGCCACCGUUUUCAGUUUUAUUAUUGGUCACGUCAGGGGUUAACGCCGUCAUCGGCUUCUUCUAUCGUGCCGUCAUGAUGGGUGAUAUCUCCGAUAUGGCAUGGAAGUAUUUUGCGCUUUCGGUACCUGUGGCGGCCGUCUCGGGACCAGUGGGCAGCUUCCUCGGCUCUCAUCUCCACCGACAAAGCCAAAGAAAAAGGUCAGGCUCGGGGAAUUUCAGAAAGCUCAAUGUUCCCGGUUGCCGUGAAUGCGCCGUGCACUUAGACGUCCAAAUAAAGUCAUUCGAAAGAAUCGGAGAAUUCUGCUGUGAACUGACGGUGCCAGACGAGAUUUCG
This is a messenger RNA of Ostertagia ostertagi, 372 nucleotides long. NCBI's taxonomy places the organism in Eukaryota, Metazoa, Nematoda, Chromadorea, Rhabditida, Trichostrongylidae. The record is from the annotation of a GenBank genome assembly.